AUGAAGCCAUACGCAGGCUUGCUCGCCCCUGCAGCGACGGCCCUCUUCGCCUUCUGUACUCUUUGUUCUGCGCAGAGUUCCAUCGGGAACAAUCGUACCCAUUUUCCCACAUACUUCCAUCCCGAGAAGUUGUCCGAAAGUCGUUGCCCAGCCCCGUGCGGCGAUGUAGGGCCGACAAGCUUCUCCUGGCCUCGCAUCUUCUCCAUUGCCGAGCUCGACAAGUGUGAUGGCACAGUCGUUUUUGAAGCCAUGGUCCGCUUUCCCAUCGAGUCACCGGACAGGCAGACCGUCCUCAAGGCCUGUACGGCAUCCACUGCCGACAUGCGCCUCGACUCGGCCGGCUACGGCGAACCUGCUCUUAGUGGAGCUGAUGUCGUGGAGUCCAACGUCGAUAUCGAUGUUGGCUGGAACAGCCGUGCGGCAUUUUCACCACAGUCUGCAACCCAGGUCGCCGAUGCUGCACUCAAGCUCCAGAGCCAGGUCGCCCGGGACCCCAACAACAGGCUGAGAGCUACUUUUGCCAAGUCAAGCAAGUCAGUUGUCGGACUCUAUGUCGGAGGCGAGAUUCACAGGUCGUCUACCAUCUCUCUCAUUGGGGACUUUGUCGAUCGCAUCAAGCGUGGCGAAGCAGCAGGGACCCGUCAGGUCACCCAGAUCUGCGGACCUACAGGCACUCGAUCGUCUGCACAUGUGUUCGGGAUAGUGUCAGACACGGAAGGGGACCUGACCGCCGUACAUGACAUGAUCCGAGGCUGGGCUGAUGGCGAGUGCGUCACUGGUCUUCACGAGAGCUUCGUUCUGGGGAAUCAGACGCUCAGCCUGGUCUCAGCCGUCCCACUCACAGCUGAAUCCACUGUUGGCGGAGUGUCCAACUCGUCGGCGAGCAGCAACAGCUCUAUAGCCACGAGCAGACACCACCGGCGCUUUCAUGAUGAUGACUUCGAAUGCAAGUACACCAUCAUCGAGCCUAACGACCUCUGCGGGGCGAUUGCAUCUCGGUGUAACAUCCCCGUCAAGAAGCUGGUUGAAUGGAAUGGCGGUGACGACAAGAUCUGCAACAAUCUUAUACCAAAAGAGCCGAUUUGUUGUUCUCUAGGGAAAAAGCCCGACCUGCGCCCACAGCCCCAAGAGAACGGAGACUGUGCUGUCUACGAAAUCCAGCCCGAAGACGGCUGCUGGUUGAUCGCCGACAGAUUCCACCUCACACAGGAGGAGAUUCAUAAACUCAAUGUCGGCAAAACCUGGGGCUGGUCUGGCUGCGGCAGACUGUUUCGUGAUCAAAAGAUUUGCGUCAGCACUGGCAAUCCUCCCAUGCCUACGCAGAUCGAGGACGUCACCUGCGGUCCACAGGUCAAGGGCACCGUCAGGCCAGCAGACGGAACAGCCAUGACCGAUCUAAACCCGUGUCCUCUCAACGUGUGCUGCUCAGGAUGGGGCUACUGUGGACUGACUGAAGAGUUCUGUAUCGAUACUAGUAUCGACGAUACUCCCGGCACAGCUAGACCUAACACGAAUGGGUGUCUCUCAAAUUGCGGCAAGAUCGAGAUCACCAAUAACGAUAGGCCCCCCGCGACCUUCAUCCGCGUGGGUUACUUUGAAGGGUGGAACGGGGAGCGUCCGUGUCUUACUAUGGACGCGACCGAUAUCAGCGACACCAUCACGCACAUUCAUUUCGCAUUCGGCGAUAUCAGCGAGAAUUACGUGCCUAGCAUAGCCCCUGAUGUCCUGGACCAGUGGCAGAAGUUCCUCACGAUUACCGGCAAGAAAAAAAUCAUCUCGUUCGGAGGAUGGGCAUUUUCGAACGAGCCAGGAACGUCGCACAUUAUACGCCAAGGCGUCAAACCAGCGAACCGCCAAACCCUUGCCAAUAACAUCAUCAAAUUCGUCCUCGAUAACGACCUGGACGGUGUCGACUUUGACUGGGAAUAUCCCGGUGCAUAUGACAUUGACGGAUCCGACAUGGGAACAGCCGAGGAUGGAGCAAACUACUUGAAGUUCCUGACGCUCGUUCGCAAUGGCUUGCCCAAGAGCUCCCUCGCUAUAGCGGCCCCGGCAUCGUAUUGGUAUCUCCGCCACUUCUUGAUAGCCGAAACCGCCAAGGUCCUCGACUACAUUGUGUACAUGACCUACGACUUCCAUGGCCAAUGGGAUGUAGGCAACAAGUGGACGAGCCCAGGCUGCGACAAUGGAGACUGCUUGAGAUCGCACGUCAACAUUACCGAGACCAUGGACGCGCUGGCCAUGAUCACCCGCGCUGGCGUUCCCGCCAACAAGGUCCUCGUAGGUAUCACAAGCUACGGACGAAGCUUCAAGAUGGCAGACCCCAACUGCUCGAGUCCAAGUUGCAAGUACUUGGGAACUCGACUUGACUCGCCGGCGAAGAAGGGCAAGUGCACAAACACGGGCGGCUAUCUUGCUAAUGGCGAAAUUGACGCUAUCAAGAGCGGCUCGGCCCCGUUCCGAGAACUCUACGACGGCGGAUCCGACUCCGACAUUCUGAUCUACGACGGCGUCGAAUACGUCGGAUACAUGACCGAUAAGACAAAGCAGCGCCGGAUCAACCUAUAUAAGAGCCUCAACUUCGGAGGCGCCACCGACUGGGCAGUGGACUUA
Molecule: messenger RNA, 2613 nt
Organism: Microdochium trichocladiopsis
Lineage: Eukaryota; Fungi; Ascomycota; Sordariomycetes; Xylariales; Microdochiaceae
Product: glycoside hydrolase superfamily
Exons: 5
Biological process (GO): carbohydrate metabolic process
Molecular function (GO): hydrolase activity, hydrolyzing O-glycosyl compounds; chitin binding
Source: RefSeq, a predicted model, not a curated record